Molecule: messenger RNA, 525 nt
Organism: Eruca vesicaria subsp. sativa (arugula)
Lineage: Eukaryota; Viridiplantae; Streptophyta; Magnoliopsida; Brassicales; Brassicaceae
Source: the annotation of a GenBank genome assembly
AUGAAGCCAAUGCACAGGAGAAGCAAAUUACAACCAUUGACAAGGUUAGAGAGUUACGUGAGGAAGGGGCCACCGAAGAAAGUGGGUGGAUCACUUGUGGGAGGGGUCAUGGCCUUUGUGAUGGGAAUCGUUGCAAUGGUUAGGCUAUCAAAAGACGCUCCACGCAAAAUCACCGAGGCUGCUAUAUAUGGAAACUCAGUUUGUUAUGAAGAAUCUAGGUCCAGGAAAACUAAAGUUCAAUUUGCAACACCAGUCUCUAGCUCUGAGUAUAUGUUGAUGAUGAAACGUAUGGCUGAGCUGGAAGAAAAGUGCAAGCUCCUUGAUUUGAAACCUACUAAUAUCGAAUCAGAAAAGGAGGAGAAACUUCAGGCCGCGCUUAACCGUGUUCAAGUGCUUGAGCAACAGUUGACUCAGACACAGAAGGCUUUAGAGGAAGCUGUUGUGAGCCAGAGGGAGAUUUUGGCAUACAUUGACAAAAAGAAGAAGAAGAAGAUGAAGAAGAAGAAGCUGUUUUUGGGGUUCUAA